UCCGGCGCUCGAUGCUCCCCAUCACCUGGAGGGAGUCCAGAUACUCGGGAGGGUGCGAGCUGCAGAGCCCACGUGAGAACGGAAAGCUGCGGGCGCGGCGGCCAUCCCUGCUCCGGGGGCCUUCCUGGCCUGGGCCUGCGGUGAGCCGGAGGGCGCGAGCGGCCGACUCAGGCAACGCGCCGGGCAGCCCGAGGGCCAUGGCGGCGGGCCUCUCGGCGCGGGGAGCAGGGCGCUGGCUGGUGGCGCUGCGGGGCCGCCCCCUAGGCCGGAGGACCAUGUCUUCAGACGCCCAGUGGUUGACAGCAGAGGAGAGGAACCAGCUUCUCUCUGACCUGAAAGCAUCUGGAUGGUCAGAAUUAAAUGAGAGAGAUGCCAUCUACAAAGAGUUCGCCUUCAAAAAUUUUAAUCAGGCAUUUGGCUUUAUGUCCAGAGUUGCCCUCCAAGCAGAGAAGAUGAAUCAUCACCCUGAAUGGUUCAAUGUGUACAACAAGGUCCAGAUAACUCUCACAUCACAUGACUGUGGUGGGCUGACCAAGAGAGAUGUGAAACUGGCCAAGUUUAUUGAAAAAGCUGCUGCUUCUGUAUGAUUUCUUCGGAAAUGCAUGUAAAGAUCUUUUGACUGUCUCACCUGAAAUGUAUUUUGAACACAGUUAUGUGAAUAAAUGAAGUUAUAAAUUAGUUCAUUUUUACAUUUAUACAUUUUUGUAUAAUCAGUGCUUAAAUACAAGCAAUUUGAACCUGA
Molecule: messenger RNA, 742 nt
Organism: Nannospalax galili (Upper Galilee mountains blind mole rat)
Lineage: Eukaryota; Metazoa; Chordata; Mammalia; Rodentia; Spalacidae
Gene: Pcbd2
Product: pterin-4 alpha-carbinolamine dehydratase 2
Exons: 4
Coding region: 12-587 (191 amino acids)
Biological process (GO): tetrahydrobiopterin biosynthetic process
Molecular function (GO): 4-alpha-hydroxytetrahydrobiopterin dehydratase activity
Source: RefSeq, a predicted model, not a curated record